Molecule: messenger RNA, 5940 nt
Organism: Drosophila obscura
Lineage: Eukaryota; Metazoa; Arthropoda; Insecta; Diptera; Drosophilidae
Product: flocculation protein FLO11
Exons: 17
Coding region: 222-4322 (1366 amino acids)
Cellular component (GO): plasma membrane
Molecular function (GO): GTP binding; calcium channel regulator activity; GTPase activity
Source: RefSeq, a predicted model, not a curated record
ACAGGAGCCACCAGGACGGGAGCUGUGGCUGCUGCUGCUGCAGCUACAGAUGGAAGCCGCAUCAAUGGCCUCGUACAGAACAGGCAGACGUGGCAGAUAGUUCCGCCAAGACAUUAUCCAAUAAUCUUUAUCAACAGCCACAGCCAGCGCUGCAGCAUCCGCGGCGCGUGCCCAACUCCAACUCCACCUCCAGGUACAGUUUGUUGGAAACUUUAGUCUGCAUGACAGCCGAUCCGAUAUCCCUGUGCUUUUGGAUUUGUUUGCAGCCUGACCGCUAUGUACCCGGCUCCCCCAUAUUUCGCGACAGCAGUCCAGCGCGCCCCGCCACCUCAGCCUGUGCGGCGCCUAUAACAGCUGCGCCUGCUCCAAACACCUCCAGGAGUCGCACCAAAGGCAUGACGGCGUCCGUAACGAAUGCAGCACAGAGCAGCAGCAGCAACACCAAUUCCAUCGCCAGCAAAUCCCGGCCACCCGCCUGCUACAUGAGCACCCGAUCGGCUGCCAUGAUGGCCCUGGCCUUGGGCCAAACAUCCGGGGGCGGUUCCAGUGGCAGCUCCAACAUCAGAUCCUCGUCCGCCCAGAAAACUUCCACUCCCGUCCUCUCCCAGACCACAUCCAGCCCGAACUCUUCGCCGCGUCCCAACAACCGGCACGUCCCGAAUGUUGCUUCACCCACCACCAGUGACGCAUCCAGGUCGAAGCCAGCAACCCCAACACCAACGCGGGCAGCAGUGGUCGCAGCUCUGAAUGGAGGGGGAAUCUUCUCCGGGGGCAGCAACUCCAGCGGGUCGGACAACGAUGGCUUCAGCACUUCCGGCUCGUCAACGGCCACGGCUCUACGGCGGCUAUACUUUAAGAGCGGUCGCAGCAUCAAAAACAAGAUCAAUGCCUCGACAUCCUCAUCGUCAGCGACGCCAAUGAACGGCCUGCCCCUGAAUCCCGUGUCCAGUGCUUACCACAAUUCCGUGAGUGGAUGCGGACCCGCGAUGCACAGCAUGGGCGUCGCAGGGGGUGGAGUGCCCAAGCUGGUGGUUAUGGGCACUUCGUCGGCCUCUAUUCCGGACACCAACAUCAACACAUCCACGGACUCGGCCUGCACUCUCAUCACGAACGUAACCCACACGGACACCUCGGAGACCUGCGAUUCUCUGGACUUGGGCGACAACUCUGGUCCCAGCGAGCCGCUUUUCAGUUCACUGGAGGAGCCGCUACUCACCGCCAUUCAAAUCGAUUCAGAACACGAGACGGGCUGCUAUGGUGCUGCUAAUGGACGCUCCCGCGUCGGCACUGAGCUGGAACUAACGAGCUGCUCACGCUACCCGCCCAGGCCCGACAUAAAUCUGCAGGAUAGCACAGAGAGCCAAGAGUCCUGUUUAUCCAUCCUAACGGGCGACCAAUCGUCCACCACUCCACUGCUCUCGUCACAGCGACGCCAACCGGCAAGUGGCCAUUCACCCGGCAGCCGAAGGGAGGAGCGACAGCCCAGCACGGCGCCACCGCCGACACGGGUGCGGGACCACUUCACCUUUGAUCCCCCACCGUCACCCAAGUCGGCGCGCAGCAGCGAGAAGGCCCGCAGUCAUUUCCCAUUCAAGGACGAGCCCCAGGGGCACGCGGGGCCAACUAAUGGAGGAACAGGCAAAGUAGUUGGAGCCGGAACAGAGGGAGGAAUUGGUGGGAGUCGCACGGUGGCGGCCAGUGAGGGCGAUGAGGAGGAUGACGAACGCAGCGGGGCAAGUGCCGCCAAUCGCAACAAGAAGCUACGGCCCAGGGAGCGUGACCCAAAUGCUAAUGACAGCUCUCGAACAUACAUAUCGCCCGGAGUAUCGCCAUCGAACAGCCGGCGCAGCAGCCCCAAGCGGGAGAAGAAGCGCACCACACCCUCCGCCUCCACGGGCGCCAUCGCCAAGGUCAGCUCGGCGCCGCCCACCAUGAAGGAUGGCCACUUUUUCAGCUCUUCCGGCAAGCACCAACAGCAGCGGCAGACCCCCCAGCAGCUGUCGCCCUCAUCCUCGCUGACAGCCCAGCAGAGGAAGUACUCCUCGAGCUCAUCGAGCGGCAGCAGCGAGCGUUGUCUGCGGGAGCUGGCGGCGGCUCCUGGCACCAUGUUUCCGUUCGACCGAGAGGCCCUGGACCACGAGAGAAUCCAGAGAGAGUGCUUUGCCCCCAGCUCGUCGACGGCCAGCGUCAGCAGCGACUCGGACGAGGCAGAGAGCCGUUCGGUGUACGAGCGGAAGCUGGGGUCGGACAUUUUCCAGCAGUACUCUCGUCUCAGCCAACAAGAGCAACUGCAGCAGUAUCUCCACCAGGAGCAACGGGAGUGGGAAAGGGAGAGGGACAGACCACUGUCCCGCAAGAACUCGAAGCGUAUCCGGCCGGAUUCGGUGAUCCAUACGACUAUACGGGAGAACCAGCAGUAUGUGCCGCAGUCGGACGCCUUCUAUCCCCAGGCCAAGUCCUCAUCCUCGCCCAGCGACCACUCAUACGCGGAGCUAAACAAGUUCGACGACAUUGCCAACAAGUUCGAGCAGAUCCCGCCCAAGCACGGCUCGAGCUCCACCCUCAACCUGCAUAUGCCCAGUCCGGGCAGCGAUUCCGGCCAGCUGGCGCUGAGUCCAACGGACGCCACCCGCAAGCGCUCGUUCAAGAGCAAGUCAAAGAACAGACCCAAGGAGGAGUACGGCUUCCAGCUGGAGGAGCGUGGCACCGGACCCAUAAACGUGACAGCCAAUCCCAUGGAGACGGCUGCCGUCUGCAAGCAGCCACGCGCCACCAUCGUUGUCCAACAACCAUCUCUCAGCCUGGACAGCACCGUGGAGACGCUGCUGAUCAAGAACGAGGGCGAUUUCAUCAGCGUGGAGCAGGGCAAGGAGCUGAAUGCCCGCAAACGCAACUCCCAGCAACUGGCCCAUGCCCCCACCCACAGUCAUCAUCAUCACAGUCAUCAAAAGCAGAAUCAGCAUCAGCAACAACAGCAACAGCAGCAGCACCAUCAUCCGCAGCAGCACAAGCGGGAUGAGAAUAUGAGGCAGCUGCUGGAUGUGACCAACACGCUCACCAUUGAGGAGCUGCGCGACUUUGAAAUGCGCUAUGGCUCACCCCAUCACAGCCGCUCGCAGUCGGUGAAGAUGCCCGGCAGUCGCGCCUCCGGCAGGCCCAAUCAGCUAUGUCUCCCCCAACAAAGAUCCAGAGUGGCUUCCAUGCCAAACACUGGUGUCGAGGAGGAGUACUACCGCCUGCGCCACUUCUCCAUCACGGGCAAGGGUGUGGUGAACCGCGGUGACUCGCUCAAGAGUCGACGCAGCCGCUCCAACAACAGUGUGGCCAGCUCGAAUUCAAGCACAGAGCAUUUGACCGCCCAGCAGCAGCAGCAGCAGUUACAGCAGCAGCAACAGAUACAGCAGCAGCUGCCUGCCCCCACAUCCAACUCUGCCCGGACAUCGCUGGCCUCCAGCCGAGAGAGCAGCACCUCAAAUCCGGGCAACGGGCCAUACAGGGUACUCAUGCUAGGAGGUCCGUCCGUGGGCAAGAGUUCGCUGGUCUCGCAGUUCAUGACGUCGGAGUAUCUGCAUGCAUACGACACGAGCAUUGAUCUAGGCAACUGUGACAUACGCAUUCAUAUUGAUAAAGCCGCCGACGAUGAUGAGUCUGGCGAGAAGGCCGUAUCAGUAUUACUCAGUGGCGAGGAAUCGGAAUUAAUAUUCAUCGACCAUGGAUACACCGAAAUGACUCCGGAUGAGUGCUUGACCAACUAUGAUCCUCAUGGUUACUGCGUCAUCUACUCGGCUGCAGACCGUAGCAGCUUCACCGUGGCGGAGCAGGUGCUCCAGGUGCUCUGGACCAAUCAGAACAUUGCGCAAAAAGCAGUCAUAUUGGUGUCGAACAAGUCGGACCUGGCCAGGAGUCGACUGGUAACAUCUGAAGAGGGCAAGGCCAUGGCCACCGCCUACGAUUGUAAAUUCAUCGAAACUUCGGUGGGCAUCAAUCACAACGUGGACGAGCUGCUGGUGGGACUGCUCUCCCAGAUACGCCUCAAGCUGGAGAACCCCGAGAAGUCCAGGGAUCUGUUCCGGAAGCGUUCGAUUAGAAAGUCGAAGCGCCGCGCCUGCUCUCCGCUCAACGCUGGCUGCCUGAAUGCCAACAGCCCGCUGGGCGGACCUCUGAGCGAGGUGCCCGGCACACCACCAGGAAGCUCCCAAAGCAGCCCUCGUAAAUAUCGCGGCUCCCGAACCUCAACCAGCCUAAAGGUGAAGGGACUGCUGGGACGUGUCUGGACCAGGGAUUCCAAGUCCAAGAGCUGCGAGAAUCUGCAUGUGCUGUAAGCAUUAGGAUGAGCAUUAAGCAUAAUGCGUGUUUGUUUUCCAGAAAGAACACAAAAACGUAACACUAAACCGAAUCCCGAGGAUUUCCUAUAGAUUAUAAGCCUCCAAACAAUUUCCUAAGUUACAGACUCGAUGACUCAUUUGUACAUAUUUUAUAAUUUUAGUUUAAUCGUAUACUUUACUCUAGUCAUUUCUACAUUAAAUCCUGUAUAUAGUUUGCUUAAAUAUAAAAACCUUACUUAUAAUUUCUUAUGCGUUUCGUUUCUCUUCCCAUUGAAUUGAGCAUGAGUUGGGAUCAAUUUCUGAACAUUAUUUAUGUAUUUAUUUUGAUUGAGAGAAUUAAAAAAAAACCACAACCCAAUGGAAACCAAAUCAAAAGCAAUAAUUUUGUAAUUUUUGAAAAGUUAAAUUUAACUUCCAGUAGAGAGGAAGAGGAUAGUUUUAUGAUGAAAUUGUACUGAUUUUUUGAAGGUUUGGCACUUGUUCCGGAUUGGAAUGCCAAAUGGAAUUAAUUGUUAAUUAUAUAUGAAUGUAUGUACGUGUAAUGGUAAUUUAAUUGCAUUUUAAAGUCACACAAAUAUGAAUAUGAUUGUUAUUUGAAAACUCUAGAUGUAACGUUCAACACACACUUCUCCUCAUUGAUAACAAAAAACAAGAAGAAGAAGGCAAGAAGGAAACAUGAAUAUACAUUGUGCAAUUUUUGCUUACAUAGAAUUAGGAAUUUUUGCCAUAAUUGUUAUCCCUUAUUUGUUGGACACGCCAGCAAAAUAUUUUUGUUGCAUUAAACAGCAGCAGAAGCCCAUCCGUGCACUGACAGCCGGCACGUCCCUAGGUUUCUCAUAGUGUAUGUAUUAGUCGGGACCAUUUCAAAAUUAAACGAAAAACAAUUAAAUAAUCAAAGAAACACUAGAGGCACGGCACACACAGAGUAGCUGCUGCAGGGUUAACAUUAAUUUUACAAGCGAUUUAUGCAGAACGAGAGUCCACAAGAAUAUUAAGAACGCAUUUUGUUGUCGAUGUAUUAGGAGAAUUUUAACUCUGAAUGUACCCAUUUAAACGUGUUGGAAAGACAUAGUCAAUCCAUUAGCCGUCGUGCAACAUACAUAAUUAUAAAAGUCCAUUAAAUGUCUUAUAAAUACGAGUAUUUGGAGAUAAACAAAUCCACAAACUAUUGCAGCACAAUGGAAUUUAAAGGAAUGAUGGUGUCCUAUCAAAAUAUCAAUUGGCGAAUGGCCCAAAUUGUAUAAUGGAAACCACUUAUUAGAACAUUGAGGAGGUACACCUCCCACAGUAUCAACCAAAUACACAAACAUAUAGCUACAUAUGUACAUAUGUAUGUAUGUACGCACACACAUACAUUCAAUACACAAAAUCUUAGAGCAAAUAUUUAGAAGUAAUUUGAAUUUUUGUCCAGAAAUCGGAAUAUAUUCCCGCUCAAUCAAAAUUGAUGAAUUCGAGACGUAAACUAAACUCGAUUUGAACGGAUUGUACAGAAGAUACAUACAAACUAUGUACUUUCUUGAAGAGAGCAGAGAAGAGAAAGGUGUUAAUGAAAAUGAGUCGGAUACAUAUUCCAUUUUACUCGUACCAAUAUUAUAAAUGUGUAAUAAGUGUAUAA